AUGGGAGAUCCUAAAGCGACGUCGUUGCGUUCGCUUCCUCCCGGUUGCCGAUUCUACCCCUCCGAAGAGCAGCUCCUCUGCUGCUACCUCUCGAACAAGAACGACGCGGACCCGGCCCAAUCCGGCGGCUACGAUUUGAUCAGAGAGCUCGACUUGUACGGCCACGAUCCAUUUGACUUACCUGACAGCGCUUGCUAUUCGUACGGUCACGCGGGGAGGAAGAGGCACUGGUUUUGCUACACGGUUAGGGUUUUGAAGGAGAGGAGAGCGAAGAGCGGGUAUUGGAGGAGGAAAGGGAGGGAUAGGGACGUGGUGGGCCGUGGAGGGAAGGCGGUGUUGGGGAGGAGGACGAGCUUUGUAUUUUAUUUGGGAAAUUCGCCCAACACUGCUGUACGGACUGAUUGGGUUCUCUAUCAGUAUGCUCAGGUCGAUCAUGUAAAGGCUUCUUUUGUCCUGUGCCGAGUAUUUGUCAGAUCUCGUCGUGGAAAUAGAUUAUCAUAUAAUGGGGUAAGUUCUUGUGCUGAAGAAAGUGCUUGCACAGUUCGUCACAUUGGAAUUCAGCAUGAUGGAUUUCAUACUCCCCAUAUUGUUGAAACUGAAGUACAUGGUGACAAUUCUGCGCAUAGGAAGAAUGAGAUAUUAAGUUUUCCAAUGAGACUGGACUGUGAGAUAAAUGACCGAGUCAAGAAUGGGCCAGUUUCUAUAUCAAGACUUCAGCCUAAUGGACAGGUCCCAUCAUCUGUGCUUGGUGGUAGUAAUCCGAUAUUUCUUGAUGAUUUGGCAACUGAGCAUUUACUUUCCAUUGUAGAGGGUGAUUUCAUAGAGUUGGAUGAUCUCAACGAUUGA
Prunus armeniaca (apricot) is the source of this 846-nucleotide messenger RNA. Lineage: Eukaryota; Viridiplantae; Streptophyta; Magnoliopsida; Rosales; Rosaceae. The record is from the annotation of a GenBank genome assembly.